AGGGUCACAGAAUCCAUCCCGCGGGCAGCAGGAAGGAAACUCAGCCCCCCAACGUGCCAUGCUGGGGCAGGGGCUCCCGUGAGCCAGGGCGGCUCUUCCCAGUUCCCGCCUGUCUCGGGAUCACCCCGCGCCCCAGGAGAGCAGAACUGGGAAGGCACCAAGGCCACGAGAACAAAGACCCGCCCCCGCGGCACCAAGCCCCAACAGCAGGCUCCGCCUCCCAGAGGAAGAAGCUCGAUUUCUCGCGAGCUUUCUCCCAGCUCCUCAGUGACAUCUCGCGAGAUCUUCUUUACACCUCCCACCAUUUCCUCCACCCCUCGUGAGGUCUCGCGACACUCCUUUGACUCCUCCUUUUUCCCGGCGGCCGUCGCCAAGAUGCCUUCCAGACUAAGGAAGACCAGGAAGCUGAGAGGACACGUUAGCCACGGCCAUGGCCGUAUUGGCAAACACAGAAAGCAUCCUGGUGGCCGUGGAAAUGCUGGGGGCAUGCACCACCACAGAAUUAACUUUGACAAAUAUCAUCCUGGUUAUUUUGGGAAAGUUGGUAUGAGACACUACCAUUUGAAGAAGAACCAGAACUUCUGUCCUACUGUCAACUUGGAUAAAUUGUGGACACUUGUUAGUGAGCAGACAAGACUCAACUAUGCAAAAAAUCAGGCUGGAUUAGCACCUGUCAUUGAUGUUGUACGCUCGGGUUAUUACAAAGUCCUGGGCAAGGGGAAGCUGCCCAAACAGCCUGUAAUUGUGAAAGCAAAAUUCUUCAGCAGGAAAGCAGAGGAGAAGAUCAAAGAAGUUGGUGGAGCAUGUGUGCUUGUGGCAUAAGAGUUUUGUAUUUAUUCAAGUUUGAAUAAAGACACUAUAAAAUGAA
Chrysemys picta bellii (western painted turtle) is the source of this 868-nucleotide messenger RNA. Its product is annotated as large ribosomal subunit protein uL15. NCBI's taxonomy places the organism in Eukaryota, Metazoa, Chordata, Testudines, Emydidae. Gene Ontology annotation, biological process: translation. Gene Ontology annotation, cellular component: cytosolic large ribosomal subunit; ribosome. The record is from RefSeq and is a predicted model, not a curated record. Gene Ontology annotation, molecular function: structural constituent of ribosome.